Molecule: messenger RNA, 252 nt
Organism: Brugia malayi
Lineage: Eukaryota; Metazoa; Nematoda; Chromadorea; Rhabditida; Onchocercidae
Exons: 2
Coding region: 1-252 (83 amino acids)
Source: RefSeq, a predicted model, not a curated record
AUGGACAAAGAAGUCCUUUGUCCCAAUAAGACCACCCUAAGGGAGUAUAGAACCAAUCGACUGGGUGAGUUGGGUUAUGCAUAUGAGAAGCGAACGGGUGGACAGAGACAUCAAAAGAAACCGUACUGUACAGGCACUCCGUUCGCCCUCAAUGAGGGUAUACCGAAAAGGGCAAAAGCGGGCCGGUGGGCGCACACAGUGGCUGGGCACACACAUCCCCUUUAUCACUACAAAAUACGCAUACAUGUAUAA